GCAAUUCAGGCAAAUGUUAUAUCCAGAGAGACUGUCGGCGAUUGGGUUCGCUUUACGAUCCAAAUAAUGCAAAUCUACAAACACUCGACCACUAAAUUGAGAAGAGGUACUGAAUUUCUAUGGGUACCGCUGGACGACUUGGCCUGCAAGUGCCCCAGGAUUAGAGUCAAACACACUUACCUUAUUUUAGGAAACGACGAAAGGGAGACUCAGCCGACGGGUCUGAUCGCUGACAGAAGGAGUAUAGCCAUCGACUGGAAGGAGGAGUGGGCGGAUCGGAUGCGACGCUUCCAACGCCGACAGUUUAAGGGAAAGUGUAAAACUGAUGAUAACGUCUGAAAGAAAAGAUGUCUCGUUUUUCAUCGACACAAUGAAAAAAUGUACACUUUAUUUGAAUCUCAGUUGAUAUCAAUGACAAUAUAUUGUGACAAUUGAGGCGAAAAGUCAUUUACCUAAACAUACAUAUCCUUUGAAUAGUAUAACAUAUUUGAGAUUACGUGCCAAC
Molecule: messenger RNA, 505 nt
Organism: Medioppia subpectinata
Lineage: Eukaryota; Metazoa; Arthropoda; Arachnida; Sarcoptiformes; Oppiidae
Source: the annotation of a GenBank genome assembly